Messenger RNA from Giardia duodenalis, 690 nucleotides. RefSeq lists its product as uncharacterized. The record is from RefSeq and is a predicted model, not a curated record. Bases 1 to 690 code for a protein of 229 amino acids. Lineage: Eukaryota; Fornicata; Diplomonadida; Hexamitidae. The transcript has a single exon.
AUGACCGUCUCCAGCAUUGUCGACCGGUGCAUUGGCCUCUUUGAGGACGACCCGCUACAGGGCCUGGGCCUCUCACACCAGACUGCCGGGCCAGGUUCCACCGCUCGAGCUGUAGACUUGCUGGAGAUACGGAAAACUCCGGGGCUCCUCCUAACAGAUGACCAGAUCCGGGCAGCAGUACGCGUCAAAAGACGCUGCUCCGUGGCAGGAUGUAGCAGAAUCACAAUGCCAUUGGCGACUGUGUGCAAGUAUCACCUGGCGGGAUCUGGUGCCGCAGUGUUUGGCUCCUGCGGCUAUCCUGGGUGCACGGCGCCAGUGGCUAACAUGAAGAUUCUCAGCAUGGAUCAGGACGCCCUGUGCCCCAUCCAUGCUGGCGCACCCUUGCUACAGAACAGCGACGAGCGUCAACAGAAUGCGAACAGAUUCUUCCAGAAGCAGCCUGGCUCAAGCAGUUGCCAGCUCGAUACCCUCAUCAUGGGCACCUGUGACGAGCUGGUGAGGCACUAUGCGAGAGACCGGGACCUGUUUUCUGUCUUUGGCCACCCAUCCGAAGCUCCAGAAGUAAGUAUCUGCUGCAACGAAAUGGCAACCCGAGUGGUUCCGAUCAAUGGAGAGCAUGCUACUGCGUGCGUGGAGAGCAUGGUUAACCAGAUCCAGCACCUCUGCGCAGGGCUCCAGUUGGAAGAGUAG